CUAACGCUUAGAACCGACUCCCCGAGUAUAAAGUCCCUAAACAUCAGUUCAGAUGCCGUUUUUCUUUGCUACUGCGAGAGAGAAAGGAGAGGAAAGAUGCAGAUUUUCGUGAAAACGCUGACCGGGAAAACCAUAACUCUCGAGGUAGAGAGCAGCGAUACCAUCGACAAUGUCAAGGCCAAGAUCCAAGACAAGGAAGGAAUCCCGCCGGACCAGCAGCGAUUGAUUUUCGCUGGGAAGCAGCUUGAAGAUGGCCGAACUUUGGCCGAUUAUAACAUCCAGAAAGAAUCAACCCUCCAUCUUGUGCUGAGGCUUAGGGGAGGAAUUAUAGAGCCUUCUCUUAUGGCUUUGGCUCGCAAGUACAAUCAGGACAAGAUGAUCUGCCGCAAAUGUUAUGCUCGUCUGCAUCCAAGGGCUGUAAACUGCCGGAAGAAGAAAUGUGGUCACAGCAAUCAGUUGAGGCCUAAGAAGAAGAUCAAGUAAACUCUGAUGCAGAGUGCAUUUUGGGCCUUUGAAUAUUCAAGUGUUAGAUUUCUUAUUUGAACUUUCUGAUUGAUUUAAAUGUCAGUUUGGGAUCAAUCAAGCUUAUUAUGCGGAAAACUUUUAUCCAAUUCUGUUAAUUUUAGCAGUUACCUUGUUUUUGAAA
This is a messenger RNA of Hevea brasiliensis (rubber tree), 646 nucleotides long. Its product is annotated as ubiquitin-60S ribosomal protein L40. Gene Ontology annotation, cellular component: cytoplasm; nucleus; ribosome. The coding region runs from base 97 to 483 and encodes 128 amino acids. NCBI's taxonomy places the organism in Eukaryota, Viridiplantae, Streptophyta, Magnoliopsida, Malpighiales, Euphorbiaceae. The transcript has 5 exons. The record is from RefSeq and is a predicted model, not a curated record. Gene Ontology annotation, biological process: translation; protein ubiquitination; modification-dependent protein catabolic process. Gene Ontology annotation, molecular function: structural constituent of ribosome; protein tag activity; ubiquitin protein ligase binding.